Molecule: messenger RNA, 1233 nt
Organism: Vollenhovia emeryi
Lineage: Eukaryota; Metazoa; Arthropoda; Insecta; Hymenoptera; Formicidae
Gene: Tpx-3
Product: peroxiredoxin
Exons: 3
Coding region: 215-943 (242 amino acids)
Biological process (GO): hydrogen peroxide catabolic process; cell redox homeostasis; cellular response to stress
Cellular component (GO): cytosol; mitochondrion
Molecular function (GO): thioredoxin peroxidase activity
Source: RefSeq, a predicted model, not a curated record
UAUAUAUACACGAGUACCCACACUGCCCCGGAGUGUUUCAUAACCUGUUUACUCCGGCGCGCCGGUCCGGUGGUAGCCGUUGGCUUAUCGGUGCGAGAGGUUGUGACACAAUUUCCUUGCGUCCGCAUUAUUCGGUUCUGCGAUUCCGCGGGUCUUACGAAGAAUUGCGGAGCGAGUUCAGGGUGUGCGGUAGACUGUAUUGUCCGUUUUCACGAUGCUCCGAUUACUUGCUUCGCUGCGCGCACGAGGCGGAACGUUGGUCGCGACUGCAACCGGUUCGCUGGCGGGAGCUGACGCCACGUCGUUCGCGAAGGCUGCCCGUGGCUUCUCAGUGAGCUCGAGGCUACUCGGCGACGGGCCGCAGAUCCAGAAGUCCGCGCCGGAUUUCUCUGGUACCGCGGUGGUCAACGGCGACUUCAAGGAGAUCAAGUUGCGCGACUACAAAGGGAAAUUCGUAGUCCUAUUUUUCUAUCCGUUAGAUUUUACGUUUGUUUGCCCGACGGAGAUAAUUGCAUUCAGCGAGAAGGUCGCCGAGUUUAAAGCCCUGAACACACAAGUGAUCGGAGUGUCGACGGACUCGCACUUCAGCCAUUUGGCGUGGAUUAAUACCCCGAGGAAGCAGGGCGGCCUCGGAGGAGACCUGGGCUACCCUCUCUUGAGCGACUUCAACAAGACCAUAUCGACCAGCUACAACGUGCUGCUGCCGGACUCGGGAGUUGCUCUCAGAGGCCUCUUCAUCAUAGACAAGGAGGGGAUUCUGCGACAGUUUUCCAUCAACGAUCUCCCGGUUGGCAGGAGCGUCGAGGAGACGUUGAGAUUGAUCAAGGCCUUCCAGUUUGUCGAGAAGCACGGUGAGGUAUGUCCCGCAAAUUGGCAGCCGGAUUCCAAAACCAUCAAGCCGAAUCCGAAAGAUAGCAAACAGUACUUUGAAUCUGUUAAUUAGACUUGCAUUUAGGGCUUUUAUUCCAGGGAUUUGUACAACACAAUAGAUUAUAAUGUGAUAUGAUAAAAUUUAUAGAUUAUGGCAAUGUAAUAUAUAAUUUAGUUCUAAUGCAAUAUACACUUGAUUAUGUAAAAUGAACAAAGUUUAAGAAAUUAUAUACGUUUUAUCAUAGAACAAUGUAAUGUAUUUACAAGCUUCUUCUAUAUGUACAUACAUUAUAUUUUAUGCAAUUUUGCAUGAAAUCUUACGAGCAAAUAGUAAGAGAAAUAUAUAAGUACUUGGUCAAGAAA